This is a messenger RNA of Scleropages formosus (Asian bonytongue), 1538 nucleotides long. Its product is annotated as apolipoprotein L3-like. Gene Ontology annotation, biological process: lipoprotein metabolic process; lipid transport. NCBI's taxonomy places the organism in Eukaryota, Metazoa, Chordata, Actinopteri, Osteoglossiformes, Osteoglossidae. Gene Ontology annotation, cellular component: membrane; extracellular region. The coding region runs from base 236 to 1132 and encodes 298 amino acids. The transcript has 4 exons. Gene Ontology annotation, molecular function: lipid binding. The record is from RefSeq and is a predicted model, not a curated record.
CUGUUGUCGAACCACAUGGCAUAAUGAAAAAAAAAAAAUAAAAAAAUAAAUAAAACACUUCCUGGUAUUUUGUGAAAGCGCCGUGAAGUGGAUAUGUCACUGUGAAAAUCAUAGGAAAGACACUGCGGGUACGAGUUUUCAUAAUCAUCUUGUCUACAUGGAGGCUGCACUGUCUUUCAAAGCAUAUUCUGUUAUUUAAUACAAUAUUUGAUCUUUUGGUGGCAGGAAGACAACAAUGGAGAUCUCAGAAGACAGCCCUUUAACCAUUGAACUCGACAAUCUACUGGAAAAAGGCUGUGAUGCUCCAACUAAUGAAAGGUUCACAGAUGAAGGGUCAGAUGAAACAAUGAAUGAGGUCAAAGAAGGUUUUAAGCUGUACAAAACUCAUGCUGACAAGAGUCUGACCAAAUUGCAGCAGAAAACAAGAGACCUUCAAGAGGUUGCUAAUAAAAUGGAGCGUGUACACUGGAGAACCACUGUGGGCACUCUGACUGGGGGAAUAUUGGGAGUAGUUGGGGGUAUUACAGCCAUAGCUGGACUUGCCUUGGCUCCCUACACUCUGGAAAUUGCCCUCAUCUCCACGGCAUUUGGAAUUGGUCUAACUGUCAUUGGAGGUGUCAUCAGUGCAGCUUCCAACAUCACUAACAUGAUUAAUGAUUCAAUAGAUCGGAAAAAGGUUGAGAAGACCUUGAAGGAAUAUGGAGAGCUGAUGGAACCGUUCCAAAAAUGUAUGAAGGACCUAAUGAGGCGCAUAAAGACUCUACAGAAGUUGAGUGUCUUUGUGGAGAAGAAUCAGAGUUCUCACUCCAAUGCAGAUCUAGCGAUGCCGUCCACAUACCAUCCAGGUAUUGACCAAAGAGGACUUCCUGAGGUGGCCACCCACGCUGCCAGAGCUCUGUCUUUGGCAGAGAUCUUCACAGAGCUGCUUUCUGCUCUCUUUCAUGAGACUCAUGUUUACUUUACCUCUGUUGAUGGUAAGGAGAUCCACAGCAUGAUGCAAACUAAUACUGAUUCCACAGCAGAAACACAGUCUACAAUAACUAAGUUCAUAGUGGAGGUCAGGAAAACAACCAGAGAGCUAGAGAGGGGCCUGGAUGAGCUGAAAGAUGUAAUGAUUUUUUUUUCAGAAUAACUGUGAAAUAUAAGCUUAAUUAUCGCCCAUUACAGAAAUUCAAUUACUUAUUUUUGUUUUAAGACUCUAUCCCAUUAAAACUUUUGUUUUAACUAUUUGCAUCCACGAAUCAGAGGUCUGAAGCCUAAUGAUGACUCUGAGAACAUAAUUACGAUGCUGAAAAGUUUGUAAAAAUAAGACCCCAGAGAACAUAACACAAUUUCAGCAUUAUGUAUUUUUUUUUAAUUUAUGGGAAAGAAAUCCAAUGUCACAUGGGUGACUGUUCAGUCUAUGUAGAGUUUGUAUGUUCUCACCAUCUUUUCCUGGGCUUCCUUCCACAGGCAAAAAAUGUGUUUCAUUUGAGUUGAUCAGUCUGAAUUGCCUCAGUGAAUACAUGCAAUGUACUCAGUAGAAAACACAGAAACUA